AUGUCGUACUCGUGACGAAAUCACUUGUCGUCGGAAGAACGCACGCGCCCUAAGCUUUUUGCUGAUGCAAGAGUGAAAAUCGGAAGUCGAGUUAAACGUGUUUUUGAAACCGAGCAAGCCAAAAAUCGUUUUUGAUUCAGCCAUCAUGUCAGAAGACGAGAUUUUAUUCGACCCCAGCACAACCAAAAAGAAGAAGAAGAAGAAGAAGCCCUUCAUGGUGGAUGAGGAUGGAGAUGGGCAGGGAGAGGAGGUUCAACAGCCUGAGCAGCAUGAGGUUGAGCCUGAUGCCGGAGAGGAGCGAGAGAUGGAGCCAGAAGAAGAUGAUUUUAAGAAAAAGGAGCCUUCGGAUGAUUUGGACGAUCUGAAUUUCUUUAAUCAGAAGAAAAAGAAGAAGAAGCCGAAGAAAACGUUAGACAACGACAUUGAAGAAGGCAUGAAGGAGCUGAAAAUUGAAGGAGAAGUGCUGCAGGAGGAGGUGAUGGUGGUGGAGGAUGAGGAUUUAGACCUGAUGCUACGAGGAAAGAAAAAGAAACCUAAAAAAGUGGAGUUUGCUGACGAAAGUGACACUGUGGAAAAAGAUGACGUCACAGAAGAUGAGAAGAACACUGAUGGCAUCACGUUCAGCUCCCAGUCGGGUCCGGCAUGGGCAGGUUCAGAGAGAGACUACACAUAUGAUGAGUUGUUGAGUCGUGUGUUUAACAUCAUGAGGGAGAAGAAUCCUGAUAUGGUGGCAGGUGAAAAGAGGAAGUUUGUGAUGAAGCCGCCUCAGGUUGUCCGAGUUGGGACCAAGAAAACGUCCUUUGUCAACUUUACGGACAUUUGCAAACUGUUGCAUCGACAGCCUAAACAUCUUUUGGCGUUCCUGUUAGCCGAGUUAGGAACAAGUGGAUCCAUAGAUGGAAAUAAUCAGCUUGUGAUCAAAGGACGCUUUCAACAGAAACAAAUAGAAAACGUUUUGAGAAGAUAUAUAAAGGAAUAUGUGACAUGUCAUACCUGCCGCUCACCAGAUACAACCCUGCAGAAAGAUACACGUCUCUAUUUCCUGCAGUGUGAAACCUGUCACUCACGUUGCUCUGUUGCCAGCAUUAAAACCGGCUUCCAGGCUGUCACUGGAAAAAGAGCCCAGCUUCGAGCCAAAGCCAACUAAUACAAUUUCAAUAUUCUGGUCUCUUGCUCACAUCAAUGCUCUGCCUGUCUUGCUGAUGACAAGGCAAAAUCCAUCCAUGCUACUGUCUUCUGAAGUGGGUGGACUGAUCCAGUAUGUGAUCCUCUGGAAUAAACUUUUAAAAGUUUUGGGUGUCAUUUCUAUAAAUAUAUGUGAAGGCGAACCUAAAUGGUCUGUAGCAAUCAGGCUGCCUCUGCUUUACCCGUUUUGUUAAUCUAAUUAUCUCCUGAAAUUAUACAUAGUUUUUUCUGCAUUCAGGAUAUCGGCAGUAAAGCAAAUUUGGUGAAUUUAUACUCUUAGAGCAGUAUUUAUAUUUCAGAGAAAUGUGCAGGGAUAUUAUUGGAUGGAAAAGGAAAGAAGAUUUACACAUUUUCCUUUGUGCUUUUGGAUCAGCUUGUCAUAUCAGACUUUGUCAUUUAUUAAAGGCAAAGUGAAUAGUCUCAAAAUAUGUUUUCAUAGAUAAGUCUCUUCAUGCACAAUCUCUGUGUUAAAGGUGGGUGUUCAGAGAUUGUAUUUGGGGAUUGUCUCAAGAAUUUAACAAAAGUAUGAAUCGCCUCUGAGGACUAAAAUACAAGUUCUUUUGAGUUAUACAAUAGAGAUACAAAUUGUGUUGUUUUCUUAUUAUAACAAUGUUUGGGCAGGAAAUGUCUGGCCAUGUUUCAAAGUUCUUAGAUUAAAACAAUGGCUUUUUGUUGACAUUUGAAAGAUUUUUUUUUAAAUAAAAAGUCAUUUUGUGGAAUAA
Molecule: messenger RNA, 1907 nt
Organism: Misgurnus anguillicaudatus (oriental weatherfish)
Lineage: Eukaryota; Metazoa; Chordata; Actinopteri; Cypriniformes; Cobitidae
Product: eukaryotic translation initiation factor 2 subunit 2
Biological process (GO): translational initiation; formation of translation preinitiation complex
Cellular component (GO): eukaryotic translation initiation factor 2 complex
Molecular function (GO): translation initiation factor binding; mRNA binding; translation initiation factor activity
Source: RefSeq, a predicted model, not a curated record